UUUGGGCAGGAGGAGCGGAGCGGAGCGCUGCAGGUUAGCCACUCCGCUUUCCUCUGAUUGAGACCGAGCGAAAGACGUCCGCACAGGCGCCGCUCGGAUUUUGCUUCCUUUUCCAGCUGUCGAACUGUUCCCGCAUUUGGUUUUAAUAUAAAGUGUAUACAUUUUCUCCGUGGAAGGGUAGUUGAGGGGAAUGAGUAGCAGGGGAAAUCUACCGUGACUUUUUCGGAGGAGAAAGUGGCUCCCGGUGCCAACAGGGCAGAUAGUUGCUGUCGGAUCAUCACUGGGAGCUGGGGGAGAAGAAAAGCUAGCUUACUUCCUCUGUAUGUUGCCUAGACAAUAACACCACAGCGCCGAGAUGGACCUGAAGCUGCUCUUGAUAUCGUCACUGUUAGGAGUCUUUUGUUACAGUAAUGCUCAGAAAGAGGGGAAUGAGUGCAUCAAUGCCAAUGCCAAAUACUGCGGGGACUGCAUCCAGGCUGGAGCCAAAUGUGGCUGGUGUAAAGACCCAAACUUCCUGAAACAGGGUGAGACCGUGUCGACCCGUUGUGACGAGCUGCAGUCUCUGAUAAAAAGGGGCUGCGAUGACGCAAUGAUCGAAAACCCACACGGGGAACAGAAGACCCUCAAGAACAAAACAGUGACAAAUCGCAGAAAGGGGGCAGAGAAACUGAAGCCCGAGGACAUCACUCAGAUCCAGCCCCAGAAACUAAGCCUCACCCUCCGAUCUGGUGAGCCCCAGUCUUUCGACUUGAAGUUCAAACGAGCUGAAGAUUAUCCCAUCGACCUGUACUACUUGAUGGACCUCUCCUACUCCAUGAAGGACGAUCUGGAGAAUGUCAAGAACCUGGGAACCAGUCUGAUGCUGGAGAUGUCAAAGAUUACCUCUGACUUCAGGAUAGGUUUUGGUUCCUUUGUGGAAAAGACAGUAAUGCCAUACAUCAGCACCACCCCGGCCAAGCUGCUGAACCCAUGCACAGGCGACCAGAACUGCACGAGCCCGUUCAGCUACAAGAACGUCCUGAAGCUGACCAGCGAUGGCAAGAAGUUCAACACGCUGGUGGGCCAGCAGCACAUCUCUGGAAACCUGGACUCUCCUGAGGGGGGAUUUGAUGCCAUCAUGCAAGUGGCUGUGUGUGGGGAGCAGAUUGGUUGGAGGAAUGUUACUCGUCUGCUGGUGUUCUCCACUGAUGCGGGCUUCCAUUUUGCUGGCGAUGGCAAACUGGGUGGCAUCGUUCUGCCCAAUGAUGGAAAAUGUCACUUGGAGAACAACAUCUAUACCAUGAGCCACUACUAUGAUUAUCCCUCCAUUGCUCACCUGGUUCAGAAGCUGAGCGACAACAACAUUCAGACCAUCUUUGCCGUCACAGGGGAGUUCCAGCCUGUUUAUCAAGAGCUGAAAAAUCUGAUACCAAAGUCUGCAGUGGGCACCCUGUCUGCCAACUCAAGCAACGUAAUCAACCUUAUUAUAGAUGCUUACAAUUCUCUCUCGUCCGAGGUUAUUCUGGAGAACAGCAAGCUUCCAGAGGGAGUGACCAUAGCUUACACAUCCCGCUGCAAGAACGGAGUGGUUAGUGAGGGCGAAAAUGGACGGAAGUGCUCCAACAUCUCCAUCGGGGAUGAGGUCACGUUUAGCAUCAGUGUGACAUCUAAGGGCUGUCCGAAACAAGGCAAGCCCGAGACCAUUAAGAUAAAGCCCCUGGGAUUUACAGAGGAGGUGGAGAUUACCCUCAACUUCAUCUGUGAGUGCGAAUGCCACAAGGAUGGUGUCAAGAACAGUCAACUCUGCCACUUUGGUAAUGGGACCUAUGAGUGUGGAGCCUGCAAGUGUAAUGAAGGACGCGUGGGCAGACAGUGUGAAUGCAGCAGCAACGAUGUGGCCACAGAGGACAUGGACCGGACCUGCCGUAAAGACAACGGUACUGACAUCUGCAGCAACAACGGAGACUGCGUGUGUGGCACAUGCGAGUGCAAGAAAAGAGACAACCCAGAGGAGAGGUACAGCGGCCAGUACUGCGAGUGUGACAACUUCAACUGUGACCGCUCUGGAAACAAACUGUGUGGAGGGCAUGGACGCUGUGAGUGCAGAGUGUGUGUCUGUGACCCCAUGUGGACCGGAAGCGCCUGUGAUUGUUCUCUGGACAACAGCACGUGUAUGGCCAGCAACAAGCAGAUCUGUAAUGGUAGAGGAACGUGUGAAUGUGGCACUUGCAAGUGCACUGACCCCAAAUUCCAGGGUCCCACCUGUGAGACUUGCCCUACCUGUCCAGGAGUCUGUACUGAGCACAAAGAGUGCGUCCAGUGCCGGGCGUUUGGCACCAGUGAGAAGGACAUAUGUGAGAGAGACUGCAGCUACUUCAACUUGAUUAAAGUGAAGGACAGGGACAAGCUGCCCCAGCCCAACGAUGCCUCUUACCCUGUGAUGCACUGCAAGGAGAGGGACGCCAACGACUGCUGGUUCUACUACACCUACGCUGUCAAGAACAACACGGAGAAGGAGGUCCAUGUGGUCGACACGCUGGACUGCCCCGCUGGUCCUGACAUCAUCCCCAUUGUUGCGGGCGUGGUCGCCGGCAUCGUCCUGAUUGGCUUAGCCCUGCUGCUCAUCUGGAAGCUGCUGAUGAUCAUCCAUGACAGAAGAGAGUUCGCCAAGUUUGAGAAGGAGAAGAUGAAUGCAAAAUGGGACACGGGUGAAAAUCCCAUCUACAAAAGUGCUGUCACGACUGUGGUCAAUCCUAAAUAUGAAGGAAAAUGAUGGCGCCAUAGUUUUCAAUGAACUCUGCUAUCAAGUAUCUGACAACUGCAGUAUUUACUGUGGGUUUGGGGUCUGAGGGGAACUUGUGGUGGAAUCUAUGUAAUUCUUUCUUGUCGCUUUACCAUUAUAAUGUACCAUGCGGCCACCGCAUCUGUAUUUUUACUAACACUUAUGAUUUAUAUGCAUUUGUUGUAUUUUAGAUGUACAGUAUGUGUAUAUACUUUAAAAUUGCAUAUUUGCAGAAAUUAUGACAUGAAGGUGCUUUUUUCCUGCCACAGGACUGGUAUGGGAGGAGGAUUUAGCUUUUUUUUUUUUAACAACACAAUGUGGACACUAUGGAUAUAAAAUGUAUGUACAAGACUUUCUCAGCUUCUGUCUCUUUCUCAGACACUUCUCUGUCUUUCACUCCCUCUUCUCGUCUCUCUCUGUGCACUGAAUUCCUGUGUUUCUGUGUGUUCCAGACAGGACCUGAGUUUAAUAUGUAAAUUGUCAACCAUAGCAGCACAUUAUGUCAAUGUGUGUGUGUGUGUGUGUGUGUGUGUGAAAACAACUGCAAUGUAUUGAACAAUAUUUAGCAUUCAACUUAGAUUGGACAAUUACAUUGAAUCACAAUAGAUUAUGCAGUGACUGUAAAUGUAGUUUUGGACUGCAACUUGGAAACAUCCGAUGUUUAAGAUUUUAUUGCACUCUCAUUGAGUACUGUUUAUUCUAAAGGAGUAAAUACACAAGAUGAAGAUUAAUAUCAACUGUCAUUAUUUGAAUUGUUGAUAUACUAUCACAAAGGGACUGUAUACCACUUGUUAAAAUUAUGAAAUUGUGGCAAUGUUGAACAAUCAAAGGAUUUGUAUAGUUAUGAUAGAAGUUGCAAUUAACUAAUGAAAUAUUGUUGUAUUUGCUAACUGCAGUAACUUUAUUAGUCAUUCUCAGGUCCUUCCCUGUGUUCUUGUCAAGUACGCCAAAAAUAUGUUUUCUGUUGUUCAGUGAACUGGUGAGCUCAUUUGUGUGAGUCAGUUUUGUUAGUUACAUUAUUUUAGAUUGUAAGACUGAAACAAGACUAUUUGUUUAGAUGUCAUAUGAAUCACCUCUGAAAUGCGUUCACACCCAAAUGCCUCUGAAGUACCACACACACAAGCCUUUACAGUAUUGUUUUCAAAGUGCCUUUUAUUUCAAUACCAUGUUCUCUCCCAAUGCUGUUUAUGAGUUAUUUAUUAAAUAAAGUACCAACAACUGUC
This is a messenger RNA of Siniperca chuatsi (mandarin fish), 3984 nucleotides long. It is a transcript of the gene itgb1a, whose product is annotated as integrin, beta 1a. Gene Ontology annotation, biological process: cell adhesion mediated by integrin; cell migration; integrin-mediated signaling pathway. Bases 356 to 2752 code for a protein of 798 amino acids. Lineage: Eukaryota; Metazoa; Chordata; Actinopteri; Centrarchiformes; Sinipercidae. Gene Ontology annotation, cellular component: cell surface; focal adhesion; integrin complex. Gene Ontology annotation, molecular function: C-X3-C chemokine binding; integrin binding; laminin binding. The transcript has 16 exons. The record is from RefSeq and is a predicted model, not a curated record.